UCGGUAGCAAGAUUGCACGGAGAGAACCAGCUCUCCUGCUGCUACUGUUCGUCACCCGUGGCCCAUAAAUAGCUCCAACUCUCCCUCCUUCCAAGCGCACAGCUUACAAGUGCUACUACUUGUCCUCUGGUUCGCAACUGCAUCGAUGGCGAAGGAUACCGAGGUGGCAGGACGCGGCGAGUACGGAGGCAAGGACUACACUGACCCACCGCCGGCGCCGCUCAUCGACGCGGAGGAGCUGACCAAGUGGUCGUUGUACCGCGCGGCGAUCGCGGAGUUCGUCGCGACGAUGCUGUUCCUGUACGUCACGGUGGCGACCGUGAUCGGGUACAAGCACCAGUCGGACCCCAACGUGAACCCGGCCGACGCCGCGUGUAGCGGCGUCGGGAUCCUCGGCAUCGCGUGGGCCUUCGGCGGCAUGAUCUUUAUUCUCGUCUACUGCACCGCCGGCAUCUCCGGUGGGCACAUCAACCCGGCGGUGACGCUGGGGCUAUUCUUGGCGCGCAAGGUCUCGCUGGUCCGCGCCCUCCUCUACAUGGUGGCGCAGUGCCUGGGAGCCAUAUGCGGAGUCGGCCUCGUCAAGGGAUUCCAAGAGGCCUACUUCGUCCGCUACGGUGGCGGCGCCAACGAGCUCAGCGCCGGCUACUCCAAGGGCACCGGCCUCGCCGCCGAGAUCAUCGGUACCUUCGUCCUCGUCUACACCGUCUUCGCCGCCACCGAUCCGAAGCGCAACGCCCGUGAUUCCCACGUGCCGGUCUGUAACUCUCAUCACAUACUUACAUAUUUUUCAUGGUGCACUUGGCCACGAUCCCGAUCACCGGCACCGGCAUCAACCCUGCGAGGAGCUUGGGAGCUGCCGUCAUCUACAACCAGGACAAGGCCUGGGAUGACCAGUGGAUCUUCUGGGUGGGGCCUUUCGUCGGUGCUGCCAUUGCUGCAGCCUAUCACCAGUACGUCCUGAGAGCGAGCGGUGCCAAAGCUAUGGGGUCCUUCGGGAGCAAUGCAUGACGACACCUCCGUUUCCUCUUCUACCUCAACCAGAAGAACAAGCCUCAUCUGAUGUUGAUGUCGUUGGGCAUCAACUCAUUUCUUCACCUUCAUGAACGCAUUUGGGUGCUGUGUCAUGUUUCUCUGCAUUUCUCUUCCACUUCACCUUGUUUGCAUCAUCAAGAAUGUACUCCUAAAGUGAAGAUCUAUCAAGUGUCGUCCUUUAUGUCAUCUUCACACGGUCUGGUGAUUGAUAGGCUCAAUCAAUAAAAAGGGGUCAUUUCUAGCU
Musa acuminata subsp. malaccensis (wild Malaysian banana) is the source of this 1276-nucleotide messenger RNA. The record is from RefSeq and is a predicted model, not a curated record. NCBI's taxonomy places the organism in Eukaryota, Viridiplantae, Streptophyta, Magnoliopsida, Zingiberales, Musaceae.